GAACGGACAUUCUAAUGUGUAUGGAUAAUGGAAGUCGUAACAGUCAGUACCUUACACCAGAAUGGCGUAUCAACAAUUAUGUAGUAGGAAGCAACGAUAAAUUAACCAGUCACAUUUGUUAUGAUCUCAAAAAAAAAAGCAAAGAACUAUUUACAUCAAAAAAAAUUUUAGAAUACCAAUUGUAUUCACUAUUGUGAAAUUAGUCAAUAACUGUAAUUGUUAAUUAAGCAUCUAAUAAAUACUAAUGUGUCUUUAAAAAAAAAAAUGAGUUCGCCAAUGUCUGUAAGCAGUGCUAGCACAUCUGCUGGAACACCAGGUAUGGAAACAGUCGUAGCAGUAGCUUUAGGUGCAUUGGCUGCUGUCUUCCUUGGAGCUUUACUUGUACUACUUGUCAUCUGUCGCCGUCAACGUUGUUAUUAUAAACAAAAAGAUUCAUCAGAUCUAAAUUCAGAUUUACUGGAAGGAGACAAUGUUUGUACUCUUGGACUUGAUGCUUGGGAAAAUGAUGAAUGGCUUGCAAGAGCUGAAAGGUGGGUAGAUGAUGCAACAGGAUUAGCUCCGCCUUGUAUUGCAGUACUUCGAUCUUGUCAUUCACUUGCCACAAGUCUUACUGCUAUUGCUGGAACUGUCAACAGUAAUACUGUUCCAUUGGAAAUUGUUGACGUUGCCAGACGCAUCCCACCACGUGUAGAUGAUGUUGUUCGUAGUUUAUAUCCUCCACUAGAUGCACGACUACUUGAAGCUCGUGUAGCAGCUCUGGUAUUAGCAGUUACUCACUUAGCUCUUGUCACAAAACAUGGUGUACCUAAAAGUCAAGUACGAAAACUAGCUUUUAUUGAUCAAGCACUUCAAGAUAUGGAUUCUCACUUAAUUAUAUUGCGAAAUGCUGCGUUGGCUCAAGAAAAUGUCUGCUCUAUACCAGCAUCAACACCAGUUUAGAGUAUCUCUGAUGAAUAUUGAUCUUUUAACUAUUUAUAAGUAUGAAAAAAUAUUUUUACACUAUUUCUUACACCAGUAUUUAUUAUAAUUGAACAUUUUUAUGAUGAUUUAUCAUAUUGUUAUUGAGUAUAUUUGAUGAUCUAACUAUUGAUUGAAGUACGUGAUCAAUGUCAAAAAUGGACUGAAUGAUUUUAUUACAAACUAAAUUAUAUAUUUGUAUAUAAGUAUAUAUAUCUAUAUAUUUUUACAGAUA
This is a messenger RNA of Chelonus insularis, 1192 nucleotides long. RefSeq names its product transmembrane protein 98-like (gene Tmem98). The transcript has 4 exons. The coding region runs from base 265 to 939 and encodes 224 amino acids. NCBI's taxonomy places the organism in Eukaryota, Metazoa, Arthropoda, Insecta, Hymenoptera, Braconidae. Gene Ontology annotation, cellular component: endoplasmic reticulum. The record is from RefSeq and is a predicted model, not a curated record.